Messenger RNA from Oxyura jamaicensis (ruddy duck), 924 nucleotides. RefSeq names its product olfactory receptor 14C36-like. Gene Ontology annotation, biological process: G protein-coupled receptor signaling pathway. Lineage: Eukaryota; Metazoa; Chordata; Aves; Anseriformes; Anatidae. The transcript has a single exon. Gene Ontology annotation, molecular function: G protein-coupled receptor activity; olfactory receptor activity. Bases 1 to 924 code for a protein of 307 amino acids. The record is from RefSeq and is a predicted model, not a curated record. Gene Ontology annotation, cellular component: membrane.
AUGCUCAACAGCAGCUCUGUGAGUGAGUUCCUCCUCUUGGCAUUCGCAGACACGCGGGAGCUGCAGCUCCUGCACUUCGGGCUCUUCCUGAGCAUCUACCUGGCUGCCCUCCUGGGCAACAGCCUCAUCAUCACAGCGGUAGCCUGCAACCACCGCCUCCACACCCCCAUGUACUUCUUCCUCCUCAACCUUGCCGUCCUCGACCUGGGAUCCAUCUCCACCUCUGCACCCAAAGCCAUGGCCAAUUCCCUCUGGGACACCAGGGCUAUCUCUUAUCAAGGAUGUGUUGCACAGGUGUUCUUUUUAAUCUUCUUCUUUGGUUCAGAGUAUUUCCUUCUCACUGUCAUGGCCUACGACCGCUAUGUUGCCAUCUGCAAGCCCCUGCACUACAGGACCCUCCUGGGCAGCAGAGCUUGUGCCCAGAUGGCAGCAGCUGCGUGGGGCAGUGGCUUUCUCUAUGCUGUCCUGCACACAGCCAGUACAUUUUCCCUGCCCCUCUGCCAUGGUAAUGCUGUGGACCAGUUCUUCUGUGAAAUCCCCCAGAUCCUCAAGCUCUCCUGCUCAGAUACAUAUCUCAGGGAAGGUCAGCUUCUCAUCUUUAGUGCCUGUUUAACCAUUGUAUGUUUUGUCUUCAUUGUGCUUUCCUAUGUGCAGAUUUUCAGGGCUGUGGUGAGGAUGCCUUCUGAGCAGGGCCGGCACAAAGCCUUUUCCACGUGCCUCCCUCACCUGACUGUGGUCUCCCUGUUUCUCAGCACUGUCAUGUUUGCCCACCUGAAACCCUUUUCGAUCUCUUCCCCAUCCCUGGACUUGUUGGUGUCAUUUCUGUACUCGGUGGUGCCUCCAGCAGUGAACCCCCUCAUCUACAGCAUGAGGAAUCAGGAGCUCAAGGAUGCCUUGAGGAAACUGAUGCAUUGUUGUGUUUAG